Molecule: messenger RNA, 4830 nt
Organism: Lates calcarifer (barramundi perch)
Lineage: Eukaryota; Metazoa; Chordata; Actinopteri; Centropomidae
Gene: nbr1a
Product: NBR1 autophagy cargo receptor a
Biological process (GO): macroautophagy
Cellular component (GO): phagophore assembly site
Molecular function (GO): ubiquitin binding
Source: RefSeq, a predicted model, not a curated record
UUUUCUAGACGCAGCUGACGAUGUAAACAAGAAAAGACAGUCGAGGGCAACGGGGAUCAAACAGGCCGGUGUCACCGCAAAUGAUAGCCAUUAACUGCUCCUAAACGGCGGACAUGGGGCUCCCUGUUACUAUUAAAGUCAACUUCCGGGGGAACGUGAAGAGAUUUCUGGCUCAGGAUUUGGACAAAUUGGAGUGGGAAUCGGUUGAAGCCUGGAUCAAAGCAUCUUUUGGAAUCAAUCACUUUCAAGUGAAAUACUUCGAUGAGGAUAAUGAAGAGAUUUGCAUAAACAGUCAAGAUGAAUAUGAAGAAGCCAUCAAGAGUGCAGAGAAGCAGGGGAACCAGUUGCACAUGAAUGUGUACAAGAUGAAAGGACAGGCCUGUGGAGGCCCACUGAAGACGGAGGUGAAGGAGCUGAAAGGAGACCUUCGGCCUGCUCCUCCUUAUCCCUCCAGGGUCAAGACUGUGGACAAGGGCACGCAGGUCACCCCGGAGCGAGAAGCUGUCACCGUGAAGGACAGCAAGGGGAACAAACCAGAAGAUGAGCCCCCUCCCAUGUGGUUUAGAUCAUAUAUGGAGAAGUUUAAGGAUGAGGUGGUGAAAGAGGUCGUUGAAAGGAUGUGCAGUGACUUUUCUGGUCAGUGUUGCACCCACAAAUCCCCUGAUGGGCCCCUUGAAGCCAGUGGGGCUACUGGUGGACCAAUAGGGCCCAGGCCGGGCCCCUCCACCUCGAACGGGUCCCUUGGCUACACCCCAAACUGCAGCAGCUGCAACAAACUCACCUCAGAGGGGGCCUACAAAUGCAGCGUGUGCCCGUCCUGCAUCCUGUGUGAGAUGUGCAGACAUAGCCAUGACCCCAGCCACAACCUCGUGAGAACCAAGACACCUCUCUCCAUCCCUGAGCAUGGAAUGUCAGGAGAGCUAAGGUUCCCAAGGCGAGGAGACAGGACAGUGCGCAAGGCCGAGCGACAGCGCCUCAAAGCAGAAAGGAGGCAGCUAAGAGCCGAAGUGAAGGAAAUCAAGAAGAAACUGAGACUGGAGAAGAGGGGGCUGCAGUGGAGUGGGCCCUCUACCUCAGGCAGAGCCAACCUGACAAACAUGGCCUCCACGUCCACCCAGGUCCCAGCCCUGCCCCCCCCUGCUGCCUCAGAAACAGCCUCAGGUCCAGCCCCAGCCCAAGGUCCCAUCCCUGCCCCGGUCCCUGAUCCCCAGGCCUCCAGUCCAGAGGGUCCCGGGGUCUCGCACACGUCCUUGGUGCCCACUAUGGCUGCCUUGUUUCUGGAUGAAAAUCUGCCUGACGGCACCCGUCUGGAGCCUGGUACCAAGUUCAUCAAAUACUGGAAGAUGAGGAACUCGGGCACUAUCAGCUGGACCUCAGAGACUAAGCUAGUGUUCAUGUGGGGAAACCUCGGCCUGGCGUCCGAGAAGAAGAGGGAGGUGCCGGUCCCUUUGCUGCUACCCGGACAAGUGGGAGUGGUCAGUGUGGCCUUUGUCGCCCCUGUGAUGGAGGGGACGUACACCUCCCACUGGCGGCUGGCGCACUGCGGGUGUCAGUUUGGCCCGCGUGUGUGGUGCAGCAUCGUGGUCGACCCUGGCGACAGCCGCAACGCACUUGGACAUCAGAGCAAAAGACUGAAGGAGGAGGUGAGGCCAGUGGAGAGGGAGAAGGAGGUAGACCUCAACCAUGAAGACUUCUACUUCCCCUCAGUUGACCUGCUGACUGCACAGGAUCUACUGUCAUUUGAGUUGCUGGAUAUAAAUAUAGUGCAAGAGCUGGAGAAGGUUCCUAAUAACACUCCUGUUGAUUUGACACCCUGCAUAUCCCCUCUGCCCCAUGAUGCACCUGUUCUGGAGAAAACCAUAACAUCACAAAUAAAAGAAGACACAGAGGUCACAGGGGUCAGAAAACUUUUUGGAGGGAAACCACGGCAGCAGAGGGAGCUUUUGGAGCCCGUGACCCAGGAGGAGGAGAGGGAGGAGGAGAUCAGUGGAGCCCAGUUCCUAUGUGAGACGGUCAUCCGCUCCCUCACCUUGGAGGAAGCCCCCGACCACAGACCCCUGCGUAGAAUUCAUCACACCAGCCACAAACCACAGGUCGUUUCCCGGGGUCCAAGCUUCUGCUUUGAGAGAGCAGUGGAGGCUGAGAAGACAGAGAGAGCACAAGAAGGAAAUGAGGGGGGCUGUGCCGUUAGACUUGAAAGUUCAGCUCUGCCUCCCAACACAGGUCUCAACCAGAUCACCCAAGAAGAGACAAGACCAGUUCUUCUCCUGGAACCAGCAAAUGAAAAUCUGCAAAUUAGUUCACAUCAUGAAAAUGAGGAUGAAGAAAUCACAGUUUUGGACAACAUGCAAACCAUGAAGGAUACUCAAGAGGAGAAAGAGGAGGGUGGAACCAGAGGAGAAGACUGGGAUGAGGUCAGCAGCCAGACCUCCUCAGUCUCCUCCUGUGAUGACUACAUCAUCGUCCUCCCAGACUGCUUUGACACCAGCCGUCCUCUGGGGGAGUCCAUGUACAGCUCCGCCAUGUCUCAGCCUGACACAGUUGCUGUAGCUGCUGCUGCUGCUGCUGUGACCUCAGCCAAUCUAGACCAGGAGAUAGAGGACAACUCCAACUCUGAGCCGGGCAGUGCGGCACCACUGAGAGAGAGGCAGGAGAGGCCGGAAGUUGUCGCUGCUGAGGAGUCAUCCGGUAACGCCUGGCUUCCACCUGUCCCUCCCAUCCACAGCAGUGUGAACCACAUGCUGUGUGCUUCCCAGACUCUGGACGCUGUGACACUCACACCUGAGGUGGUGCCACUGCCGACUCUGCCUGAACCCCUGCUGUCCCCACCGGCCCUCUACUCACCCAGGUCUGAGGCACUGUACCUGGCUGAGGACCCCAGUCCUCCAGCCUGUGAACCAUAUGAGCCACACCAGCCGAGGGUCCACCUAAAUGUGUCAUCUGGUCUGUCCAGAUCAGCAGGCUCAGCAUCCAGUGCCUUUGAGACAUACAACCCCAGACCCAGCAAUGCGCUGCAGCCAAGGGGCCAAGGAGGCAUCACAGAGGGACUUGUCAAGGGGGCCCUUUCUGUGGCAGCGUCCGCUUACAAGGCUCUCUUCACUGGACCAAACUGUUCCAUACAGCGAGGCAUCGACCCGGCAACCAGACAGGACCCUUCCAUGAUGGCCAUGCUGCUGGAGAUGGGCUUCAGAGACCAGCGGCUCAACCAGCGGCUGCUGAGGAAGCACGGCUACAGCCUGCUGCAUACCGUCAACGAGCUGGUGCAGAUGGCCGAGGACAGGCAGAACGCAGCUGCCGACACUCAGCACUGAGGGAGGGGGGGGGGGUGGGGGGCUGAGAGAAAGCUACUGUGAGGCUGUUAAAGAGUCAUUGGAGGGAAAUUUAUUUGAUUUUUAAACAUAAUGUAAAGAGAGUAUUUAGAUUACGACCUGUGUAUGGCUUAGCCUUUACAGCGGCUGGAUUUAUUUUGAGUUAUUUAAAGAAGAGACAAAGAAAACCUAUUUAUGAUUCAUGCAACUGGUUGAUAGUGGAUAGUUUAUUUGGACCAAUAAGAAAACAAAGUCGCUUGAAAUAUUUAAAAAAAGGAACUAAAAUGAAAUAGGAGCAUUUAUUUCUUGAACACUGAAUGAAAUGAGCAUUCAUGAACGGCUUCUCCUGCCUUUGCCUUUAAUUUAGCUUCAACAUUUUGAUGAAAUUAACCAUAUAUACACACUUGUAAAUUUCUAUGGAUAGUGGUUAACCUUUGCCAUGUCUUGUUUACCUGGGCCAUAGAGCUUUAUUGUGUCGGUCAAAAGGAGCGGGAGCUGUGUAGUUUUGACAGGGACGAAAAAAGUGUGUAUUUCAGCUCUUCAUCAGCUCUUUAGUGUUUGUAUGGCUGUUGUAGCUGCUUCCUCUGCGCAAAAAAUAACUCGUCUUUUGUCAGGGCCUGGCUAGAUUCUUCUCACAAAUAGAGCAGUGACGGUGAAUAUCGUUGAAUGUCAUUAAAAAAAAAGGUAGAAAUGUUCUGAAAAGCCAGCUCUUAUUUUAAGACGAUGCUACCGAAGCUACAUGGAUACUCUGGGUGUUAAAGGGUCAGCAGUGCCGUAGUAGGAACAACAAAACAGAUAUUUACGACUUUUCUCAAUUAUCGUAGUGAAAUCUGCCUAAACAAUGCAAUCUUUUUCUGUAUCAGAGUACUGUUAUUUUAGACGUUGACAUGUGGAAUGUAUACAAAAACUGUCCGAACAGAUCACUGUUCAGACUCAGAUGUUUUCUACUGCUUUUUAGGAGACACCUGCAUGACAGGUAGAGGCUUUAGAGACGAGUCGUGUCCUUGUGUCUUAGCACAGUCACAGUGGAAAAUGUCUGCUUUUUGCGUCAUUGUUUUGAACUACCCUUGCCUGCAUUUUCAUGUGUCAACACUCAACCACAAACUGAAAAACUAGCAACUGUCAUUCAGCACUAAUCCAAACCUAGAUGUCUCUAACAACACAUUCCAUAAUCUCUUAGUGGAACCAAGUAUAUUUUUUGUCAUUACAUUGCCUUUAUGAAAGGAUUUUCAGUUUACUGAGAUAUACAUAGGAUGAUUCAACAUUGUGGUGUGUGUGUGUAGAUUUAAGUUAAUGUACAUUUCUGUUGAAUCAUUUCUCCUUGUGUGUGUGUGUGGGUGUGGUUGAGGAUUUUUGAACCAUAUUUUCUUAUGUUGAUGAUUUCCCAUGACUUAAAAGAAUCAUGCUCCAGAGAAUAAUUCUGAAUAUAUCUACUAUGCUUGUCAAAUUAUUCUUCUGCCACAGAGUGUAAACAUAAAAUACCCUUCUACUGUCAAUCUGCCAAUAAACUAUUUGCACAUCU